Molecule: messenger RNA, 501 nt
Organism: Colletotrichum abscissum
Lineage: Eukaryota; Fungi; Ascomycota; Sordariomycetes; Glomerellales; Glomerellaceae
Exons: 1
Coding region: 1-501 (166 amino acids)
Source: RefSeq, a predicted model, not a curated record
AUGGCAGCGAUGCUCCUUUCUGCCCAGCCCGUCAAACUCGUCAUGCCCUGUCGCUCUGCCUUCUUUUCCCACUUCUUGCUGAUUAAAAUCGCCCGACAUUUCCAACAUUCAACUGCUCUCCGUGAGGGAUUCCCCUUGGACAAGGAGCUGCUCGAGACACCAGGCACCGCGAGCGCCGACCUGCUUCCAUGUUUCAACUCUGUCCAGACCCUUCCCGCGUGGGGAUCUUCCCGUUCGUCUCUGCGGCCCAAUCCAUGCCAUUCGUCCGUCAAUCACAUACCUCAUCUGAGUGAGGCCGCAGAUUGUCAUUUUUUUUUUCGUGGUUUGGUACUCCGUGCCCUCCAAGUACUCGCCAAAUGUCGGUUUUCGUGUAACAUCAGAGUACACCCACAUUAUGCACUAAACCGCCUCACAUCUUCUGCACCUCCCCCUUCCAUGCGCAUGGCACCAUCUCCUCCCGUCUUGUUGCCGGCGUACGCCCACAAGCAUCCACAAUGUUAA